This is a messenger RNA of Ananas comosus (pineapple), 2194 nucleotides long. Its product is annotated as E3 ubiquitin-protein ligase ATL6-like. The transcript has a single exon. The record is from RefSeq and is a predicted model, not a curated record. Bases 570 to 1829 code for a protein of 419 amino acids. Lineage: Eukaryota; Viridiplantae; Streptophyta; Magnoliopsida; Poales; Bromeliaceae.
UGAUGAACACUGAUGCGUAAUAUCGUGCAAUUCGUGAAUUUAAAAAAGAUUUAAAACAGAAAGUUAAACAGUAUACUUUUUCGAUUAUUAAAAAUGUUUCUUACCUCCCCGGAAGCUCCCAGCUGUCGUCCUUGACCGGCACCUUGCCAAAAUGCGGUUAAUUUUUAAUGAUUGUUAUUACCUUAUAAUCAACGCCAUUUAUUUAUUUAUUUAUUUAUUUAUUUAUUUAUACUUUGGAUUAGAUUAGAUUAGAUUUUAUGGAGCCAUAGUAAGCAACACCGUUGGGACGUGACCGAAUCGGGACGCCCACGUGCCAACUCCAGCGCUCGAACCCGGACCUUUCGCGUCCGGUUCGGACCCCAACCGAACCCCCCAACGGCCAGAUACUUCCAAAGGACACACUUUGACUUCGCCCCUUCUUCUCCUGAGGGACGGUACUACUACUAAUUAACUUGUCACCCACGCUAACAAAGGGCGCCCCUCCUCUCCUUAUAAUCUCCCCACCCCCACAAAUUUGUUCCCUCCUUCGUCUUCGAAGUGAACCAUAAUAAACCACCCCCACUCCUCCCAUGGCGAUGGCGCCGAGCGCUCGACACACUCCCCCCCUUCUGCUCCUGCUCUUGCUCCUGGUUCUGGUCACCGCCCGGGGAGCGGAGGCGCAGUCGUCGUCGAAUGGGACCAACGCGAGCGGGUACUUGGGGCAAACCAACUUCAACCCGUCCAUGUCCAUCGUCAUCGUCGUCCUCAUCAGCGCCUUCUUCUUCCUCGGCUUCUUCUCCAUCUACGUGCGCCAGUGCGCCGGCGACCGCCUCGGCGCCGGCGGAGCGAACUCCGUGCGCGGCGGCGGCGGCGGGGGGCCGAGGCAGAGGGGGCUCGACCCGGCGGUGCUGGGGACGUUCCCGACGCUGGUGUACGCGGAGGUGAAGGAGCACAAGAUCGGGAAGGGCGCGCUCGAGUGCGCGGUGUGCCUGAGCGAGUUCGAGGACGACGAGACCCUCCGCCUCCUCCCCAAGUGCAGCCACGUGUUCCACCCGGACUGCAUCGACGCGUGGCUCGCCUCCCACGUCACCUGCCCCGUGUGCCGCUGCAACCUCGUCCCCGACCCCAAGUCCCCCUCCGAUCCCGCCUAUACCCUCCCCGCCACCUCGGCCCCCGCGGAGAGCCCCAUCCGGGCCCAAUCGGACCCCGCCCCGGCGCCGGCGCCGGAGCACGCGGUGGCGAUCGACGUGGACAAGCUGGAGAGCGAGGAGGUGAGGAGGCGGAGGGACGAGCUGGAGGAUCUGGAGCGGAUCGGGAGCGUGCGGCGGGCGGCGCGGUCGCGGUCGAGCCGGCGCCCGGCGCGGCUGCCGCGGUCGCACUCGACGGGGCACUCGCUCGCGGCGGUCCGGACCGGGGACGACCUGGACCGGUUCACGCUCCGGCUCCCGGAGCGCGUGCGGCGCGAGAUAAUCGCCGCGGGGAAGCUGAAGCGGUCGACGAGCCUCGUCGCGUUCCCCACCGCCGGGGAGGGGAGCUCGCGUCCCGGCUACGGCUACGGCUACGUCUACCGCGGCGGCGCCGCCGGCGAGGGGAGCAGCCGCGGCGGGCGGAGCGUGCGGCUGGGGCGCUCGGAUCGGUGGCCCUCGUUCCUGGCCCGCACGCUCUCGGCCAAGUUGCCGGCGUGGGCGCGGAGAGGGGACGGCGGCGAGGGCUCGCUCAAGAGGGGGGACGCCGAUGCCUCCGGCUCCACGAACAGGGGGAAGCUCGCCGCGGUCAAAGCCCCCUUCGAUUGCCUCGGCGCCGCCGCCGCCCCGGACACCGCCGAGUCGACCGCGCCCCUGCGAGUUUGACCCGGCGCCAACGGUCUCGAUUGGGUUAGAGGUCGAUCCAACGGUCAUCCGCAUGCCCCCGCCACUCCUGCGGAAGUGUACAUAGCUGCUGUAGCGACGACGAUGAAGGGUUGGUAUUUAUUUAUUAUUAUAUUGGUUCGAUCGAAGCGAAGUUUGACGGUGGAUUUUUUUUUGUAUUUUUUUUUUUAAAAUAAUACCUAAUUGCUUAUUAAAAAAGUUUUAAUUGAGAGGAUAAGAUCAGCUUCUCUCUACGUAGUUCCUGUUUUGUAUUUAUUACUUUCUUUUUUGUGGGGGCAAUUUGGAUCUUGGAGACGAACGAUGAUGUGACAUAAACGAGGUGGAUUAAGAUAAUAAUGUUUUGUAAA